Pararge aegeria (speckled wood butterfly) is the source of this 6757-nucleotide messenger RNA. It is a transcript of the gene Oatp30B, whose product is annotated as solute carrier organic anion transporter family member 5A1-like. Bases 357 to 3476 code for a protein of 1039 amino acids. Gene Ontology annotation, cellular component: membrane. Gene Ontology annotation, biological process: transmembrane transport; sodium-independent organic anion transport. The record is from RefSeq and is a predicted model, not a curated record. The transcript has 17 exons. NCBI's taxonomy places the organism in Eukaryota, Metazoa, Arthropoda, Insecta, Lepidoptera, Nymphalidae. Gene Ontology annotation, molecular function: protein binding.
AAAUUGUCUUUGUUAGUCAGUGAGAUUUUGCGGAGUGCGUUGUGUAGUGUUGAUUCUAGAAAUUCCAUAAAAAAUAUUGAAUUAUUUUAUUACGGUCGAGUCAAAUACUGUGUUUUACAUCUGUAAUUGUGUACAAAUCUCAUUAUCUUCUAAUUUUUGUUUGGGUUAUUACCAGUGCUUUUAAAUUUGUAGAGUUUCUUUCACAAAGAGGUUUUGUUGACCGUGCGCAAGGAACCUUUUAAACCAUCAUUGAACAUUCAAAUGUGCUUGAGACGAUAAACUCGUUUCGGUGAAGGUGGAUAAGCGUCGCGGUAACUGGCAUGGGUGCGCGGUGAGAGUCCGAUUGCUACAACAACAUGAUAGAGGGCGAGAAACAGCAGAGCGCGGGCGGCGCCAACGCCGCACCGCAACACAGGAAAGGACACAGGAGGCAAGAAUCAAUGUAUGCGAUGACGGGUCUCUACGCGGAAUCAGGGUGCGCCGAGGGAGACGCAGCCGGUCCCAGCACGCCGCCGUUACCUGCGCAUCCCUCCCACCCGCCACGGGAAUCCACCAAGUGCCACAGCAGAAACCCUUCUGCUGGUAUAUGCGACAGAGAGAAGGAGCGAGAAAAAGAGAAACCGCACCAGAUAUUUCCAGAAAUAUUAGACAUUCCUCAUGACGCACGAGAUUGCGGGAUCCUAUCUUGGAGGCCGCUUUUUAUCCAGAGAUUUUCUAGUAUUAAAGUGUUCGUAUUUUUCCUUUCGUUCCUAGUAACAUUGCAACAAGCAUUAAGCUCGGGCUACAUAAACUCUGUGAUCACUACAAUCGAGAAACGUUUCGAAAUACCCUCGAGCCUCUCGGGGCUCAUUGCGAGCAGUUAUGAGAUCGGUAACGUUAUUACCGUUAUAUUCGUUUCAUACCUUGGAAGCAGAAGGCACAUUCCUGUGUGGAUCGCUGUUGGUGCCGUUAUAAUGGGUAUCGGCUCGCUAGUGUUCGUCGUGCCACACUUUAUAGCGGAAGCGAACAGCGAAAUGAUGGCGAACAACAAGUCUGAUGAUAACAUCUGUCGAUUGCCGCGUGCGAUGGACCAGGAUAUCACGGGCCUCGGGAGAUUGUCGCAAGGCCUGCCGCCCAGCAACUUGAGACCAGAUAACUGUAUUAAGAGUACGCCCAGCACUUUCGUUCCUGUUAUGGUAUUCGUGGUCGCGCAACUGUUGCUCGGGUGCGGGGGAUCCCCGCUGCUGACCCUCGGCACCACGUACGUUGACGACCACGUGCGUCCCGAGUCAUCGAGCAUGUAUAUUGGUUGUAUGUACAGUAUGGCUGCUUUUGGUCCGGUUCUUGGAUUCUUAUUAGGUGCAUACCUACUGUCAUUUCACAUGGACUCUUUCUCUGGUGAUAUAAUUUCAAUAGAUCCAGGUGACCAUCGGUGGGUUGGUAUGUGGUGGGGUGGCUUUUUGCUCUGUGGCCUUCUCCUCAUUCUGGUAGCCAUUCCUUUCUUCUCAUUCCCAAAAGUAUUGGUUCGCGAGAAAGAGAAGAUCCGUCUCGUUGAGAAAGCGGCUGCUGCUAGUGGCACAUCUACGGCCAAGACGCCAGCGAAACCACAAUCAGAUAUAAAAGAUACCGGAUAUGGAAAAGAUAUAAAAGAUAUCCCCGUAUCAAUGUGGCGCCUUCUAAAAAACCCAGUAUAUGUGGUUACCUGUCUGGGUGCAUGUAUGGAGCUCAUGAUAGUAUCGGGAUUUGUUGUGUUCCUGCCGAAGUACCUCGAGACACAGUUCAGUCUCGGAAAGAGUCAAGCCAGCGUUUUUACAGGUUCGAUAGCUAUACCCGGUGCGUGUAUUGGAAUCUUUAUGGGCGGCUGCCUUCUCAAAAGGUUGGAGUUGCGGCCAAAAGGCGCUGUGCAGUUCGUGCUUAUAUCCAACACCAUUUGUCUAUCUUGCUACGCGCUUCUGUUCUUCCUGGGCUGCGACAAUAUCAAAAUGGCCGGCACCACGAUACCUUACACUAAUAACAGCAACCUGGAGCCGUUCAAAGUGAACCUGACUGCUGCUUGCAACUUCAACUGCCUUUGCACUGAGACGGACAUGGAGCCGGUGUGUGGGAACAAUGGUCUCACCUACUUUUCGCCAUGCCACGCCGGUUGCGCGGCCUUCUCCUCGCGUUCCAACUUCACCAACUGCGCAUGCGUGCACGAGAACAGUCGCGAGGCGGUGGGCGCGAUGGGCGUGGGCCUGGGCGUGGGCAACGGUGCGUCCGCGUCCGCGCUAACGGCGGGCGUCGCUCGCGAGUACAGCGAGGUGACGGUGGUGCCCGUGGCCACGGCGGGCCCCUGCAACCCGCCUUGCACAACCAUCUUCCCCUUCUUAGUGCUGCUGUUCUUCAUGACGUUCAUCGUCGCCGUCACGCAGAUGCCGCUGCUUAUGAUCGUACUCAGAUCCGUGAGUGAAGAAGAGCGGUCAUUCGCACUUGGCAUGCAGUUUGUGAUAUUCCGUCUAUUCGGCUAUAUUCCGGCGCCGAUAGUAUUCGGGAACCUCAUCGACUCCACCUGCAUACUUUGGAAGCAGUCUUGCAGCGGAGAGAAAGGCGGACGUUGCCUAUUGUAUGACAUCGAGCAGUUCAGAUACAGAUACGUAGGACUUUGCGGUGGAAUAAAGAUUGUGGCUCUAGGCAUAUUUCUAGCGGACUGGUGGUUAGUGCGACGCCGCAAACACCUCGAAACUACCCCUCCACUCGAUCCUCACAAGGAUAUCACCGGAUCCAUCAUCAGUCUGGAUAAAUUGUUCGAAGAGUUGCCGUCAGCAGACAACGCGAGCGGCUUCCGCUCGGGAGUCACGUCGGGACUCAGCUCAGCAACGACCACGCCAAUGGAGCCGCCCGCACUGAUGCAGGACGCGGACCCAUACAGAAGUAAACUACAGCGGACCGACUCGCAGUACUCGCAGGACUCUAACACGCGCGUCCCGGGGAAGAACUCGCGCGUAUUAGUCGCGUCGAGACACCUGCGCAACGACUCCAAGACAAUACAGCUAGAGCCGCGCGCGAGACAGCACGCGCAAGAAGAGGAGAGGGCGCGUGCGAGUCGCAGCGACUCGCGGCACUCUCGCGACGCUUUCCCGCGCUCCGCCUCGCGGGACUUCCCCUCGCACUCGCGCUCCACCUCACGGGACUUCAAGAAGCCGCACUCUCGCUCCGACUCGCGCGACCUCAGCCUCGAGCAGCUCAAACAACUAGCCAUCAAGAGCAUGGAGAGCCUCGAUCUCACCGUACUGCCACUAACCAAAUGCGUGGAUGAAGAGAGCAAGCGGCUAAUAGACGGUGGCGGUGUACUGCGCCAUCGCCGCACCAGCUCCAAGGACCUCAAGCCGCCCGAAUCCAAGCACAAGCGAACCUCGUCCCAUCACAUAACGAUGGAGCCAAACGAACUCAGCCUCCAGCUGCAGAAGGGCCGCAGUGUCGAUCAACUCUCGGCGUCGCCCCUCGAUCCAAGAGUAUGAAUACGCUCGAUUAUUAAACUAAUUGUGUAAAUAGCCAAUUAUAAUCUGAAUCUCAAAUUCAGUCUUCAAAACGCGGAGUUCGCGGUGAGAUAAACUGAACGAACUUUUAGGAAAAUUGGGUGAUGAUACGAUAGUGUUGAAAUAGUGAAUAGAAAGAAUAAUUUCUAUAUUUAUUUUUAGUUGUUGAGUGAAUGUCCGCACUGGAUGAGGGACUCGCCCGAAAGUCGAUUACGAGUUAAGACAUUAGGCACUAAAAAAGCCCCGCGUUCUGUUAGUUAGUCAAUUUAAAAAAUACGCAAUAUUAUAGCAGACUAUUAUAUAAAAGUUAUUUCUUCUAUUACGCUUAACAAACCGCGAGUGAUUUUAAACCAUAUCUUAUUGUAGUAGUUUAAUUAAUACUUAUGAUAUCGUGAUAAAUAUUAUCAAGGGCCGCACACCGUAUUCUUUUCUUUUAAUAAUAUGCAGCAGUUUUGUGUUUAUAUUGAAAUUGUUAUGCAUUAAUGAGCUGUUUGUAACUACUGAAUUCACUAAGAAUGUUCAAUGCAGACAUUUUCUAUGUUGGCCUAAAUUAUUAUAGGGGUCUAUACACACUGCAUUAAAACUGCAAUCCAGUACACAGCAAGUCAGCAUGCUUGCCGAAAGUGCAAGCAGUUAGUAAGAAGAUGAGAAAAUGGAAAAUAAUAAGUACAUCCCAACUACAUUUCUCAGCUACAGUUCAAAUGCAGUCUGUCUACCCUUUAAUUAUCAUAGUUAUUCAUUUUAAGUAUGUAGAAUUAAACAUACAAAAUAGUUUGGGGGUUAACUACCAUCGCUUCGAGCAAUAUUAUUUUAAAUUAACAUACUGUGACGUCUCUUAAAUAAUAAUUAUAAUUCUGCAAUGUUAUCAUCAACAAUGUUAAAAUAAUACUGCCUUAAGAAAUGUUAGUAAACUCUCGUGUUAAGAUUGAAUAUGGAAUGAUUAUACCGGUACUUAAUCAUUAGAGACAGAAACCCAUUGAAGUUGAUCAAUACUGCCUUGCAGAUGUAAGCUUGUAAUUUUUCACAUAUACUGACAAUUGUGUAUGCUGACAAGUUAUUUGUUAAUAAUAUACAAAUAUACAAAUUUUAUUUCUGCAAAUGUACAAGUUAACAUUAUUCCAACUACAAAAAGUCAAUUUAAUCAGUUAUGCUUACUCUUAUAUUUUUAGUUAAUAACGGCUUUCUCAGUGAAAUGCUCUUAACCUUGAAUGGAUAAUAAGGCAAACAGACUCUGUACAAAGUUCAGGCCUGUUUUACUCGGCACUCAUACCUAGUGGUGUAACAUCUUUGUUUGCUCAUGGUUUUACUACUGAAUAUGUAAUUUUACCUACGCUAAAUGGUGCCAGCAGCGUCUCACGCUGGAGGCUUACUACUAUCGCUUAAAGCAAUAUUAUUUGAAACUGACACUGUAAUAUGAUGCAAUUCAAUGAAAAUAAGAAUGAUUGCUUAAAGCGAUGAUUUUAAGUUCGAAACUGAACUUUCACUCGCGCUUUAAUAUGUCCAUAAUCUAGUAGUAAAUGCGACUUUGAAAGAUUCGUCUUGGCAGAUAUUAUCUAUGCAUAUAAUAAUAAAACAAAAAGCCCAGUGAGGAUGAGAGUUAUUAUAUAGCCGAUAGCUUUAUCGCAGCGAUACAUUGAAAUGUAUCGCUGCGAUAAAGCUAUCGGCUAUUUAAGCUAAAUAUAUAAUUUCCCUAAUCAUCUGAGGGACAAAGCAGACUAGAGGAAAACAUUUCACCCAGUAUUCUCAUAUGAUACUGGUAAUGGUUCUGAUUAACUAAAUAAUGGUGUGUAUGAAAACCUGAAAAAUAGAAUAUAAACGUGGCUUGAAAAAAUUUCAAGUCAUUUUUAUAUUUUAUUUUAUUGUUACUAUUCUAGAAACAUAACGUUUAAAUAGCAAUAAUAUUUUGAUAACCUUGUUCAGCUAGUAUAAAAACACUUUAGUGUCUUGCUAGAAAUCACAGCACCCGCCAACAUAAUAUAGAUUAGCAUUCUUUUUUUUAAAUCACUUUAACCUGCUUACCAUUCUCGAAUAUCCUUAUAACAUUAGGGUUAAAGACACAAAUAGAAUAAAAUCAUAUACAUUAAUAAUAUAAUAAUAAAAGCAAGUACAUUUGGAAAUCAUAUCUAAAGUAUUGAUGGUUAAGACAAAUUUGGUAACUGAAUAAUUUGUUAAAGAAUCCAAACGUUUUGUCAUAUUAAUUAUAUAAUAAUAAUACAGUACAAAUCUAAAAAUAACAAACCAUUUCUAUGAUCGCUUAAUGUACAAUGGUUAUCGUUGAGUAAAAUUUAUUUAAACCGAAUUUUUUUUUAACUGCAAAGUAAAAUUCUGGAUGUUGUAAAAAUGUGAUUGUUCAAAAAGAGAGAAUCCAUGCUGUACUAAAACAAUUAACCUUGGGUUAAAGUUUUAUAGAACCAUCUGAAAUAUUAUCACUAACUACGUAAUUUUUCUUUUUUAACCACCAUAUGCGCCGAUGUUUCCCUAGCUCAAACUUGAACAUUAAAAUUUUUUUUAUUGUUUAUCAUUUGUGAUCUGCUUGUGAGCCCAAAGUUUUAUCUGAUAUCACUAAACAAUUAUUCAGGUUGUGAUUUUCUUUUAUGCUUAAAUUUCCAGGAAAAAGUGAAGCUAUCAGUUUUAACCCAAAUUAAAAAAAUAUCAUAGCCUACUCUAUUUUUACUAAAGUAACACUGUACAUUCAAUGCAGACUGCCAAUUCAUUAUCCAUUAUUUUUACGUGUAUUAUAUUCAAUUUUCAUCAUUCAGGUCAUACUAAUUAUGUUAACUUUUAAAUAGGGUAACACCUACAUGUCUUAUUGUUUUGUAGUUCAUCGAAAUGUCAAUUCAUAGGCUGCUGUUUCUAAAUUAAAAAUUCAAUUACUAUUGUAGUAAUAUUAUUUUAGUACGAAAUAUUUUUAAAUUAAAUAUUUAUCUUGUAUAUUUAAGAAGAAGAAAAGACAAAGGAAGAUUCAUUGUAAAUUUUUGUCAUAUAUAUGUUAAGAGAGAAAUAGUUUGAUAUGAAGAGUGUUAUAUCUAAUAAAAAUGCCUUAUUACAAUAGGUUCUAAGACUUGAUACUGACUUAGCUGUGAGAAAGUUAUUAUGUUGAAUGCAAAUGAUGAUAGAUUUGAUGAUAGCAACUCCUAAUUUGUUGCAUUUAGUGAUUAAUAAAAUUGCAUACACAUUUUAAAUUUAUUUUAUUUUAAUCCUAUUAUUCUCACACUAUUAAACAUUAUUCUAUGGUUUCCAGGGCUGAAAACUCCUUCUCUACC